UGUUGUGUUGUGAGUUUGAGAAGUGAAUUGAGGCAAUGGCAAUGUUGAGAGUAUGUCAGUUACGAAUGGGAGUGUCCAUUCCAAAACCCUAUUCACCUUCAAUCUUGUUCUCCUUCACCUCUCUUUCAACUUCUCACUCUCAUUCCAGCACGAGUUUCACACACUCUCACUCUCACCCCAGAACCUUCCAUUUUCACUCACCUUCUCUUCCUCUUUCUCCCUUCACUUUCUUCAACCCUCCCAAAGCAACAGCUUCAUAUACCACUGGGAGUAGUGCUGAAGGUGGUAGGCAAAGGGAAAUUAUGGUGCAGCAUUUGUUGGUUAAAGAAGAUGAUCAGAAACUGCUAUUGGAUCUUCAACAGAGAAUCUCUGCUGGUGAAGAUUUGAGUGAUCUUGCUGUGGAAUAUUCAAUUUGCCCAUCCAAGGAAGAAGGAGGGAUGCUUGGUUGGGUGAGAAAGGGACAAAUGGUUCCUGAAUUUGAGGAGGCUGCGUUUAGUGCACCUUUAAACAAAGUUGUAAGGUGCAAAACAAAUUUUGGAUGGCACCUGCUGCAGGUUUUAUCUGAGAGGGAAGAAUCAAUACUUCAAGAUAUUCAACCUGAUGAGCUGCAUGUGAAAAUUCAAGAUCCCAACUUUUUGGAGGAGGCACAGUUAAUUGAUGUUCGAGAACCUGGAGAAGUGGCCAAAGCAUCUUUGCCAGGAUUUAAGGUUCUUCCCCUCCAACAAUUUGGAAGCUGGGGGCCUGAAAUAACUACCAAAUUCGACCCUCAAAAGGAUACAUAUGUUAUUUGUCAUCAUGGCGUGCGGUCAUUACAGGUUGCCAAGUGGUUGCAGUCACAGGGUUUUAGGAAAGUAUACAAUAUUUCUGGGGGUAUCCAUGCCUAUGCUGUGCAGGUUGAUCCAUCAGUCCCAAUAUACUGAUUUACAUAAUUCUGCCAUAAUAAAGUCCUUUAUUUUCCCCCUCCCUCCAUGCAAGCAAUUUUCCAUGUUUGUACAUUAGACCAAAAUUUUGUGUGAUGCCCGUGUCACCUAUAGGAAUUGGGAUUCUCUUUACUGAACAAACAGUAGAGAAGGAAAUAAGAAAUCU
This is a messenger RNA of Gastrolobium bilobum, 1086 nucleotides long. Its product is annotated as rhodanese-like/PpiC domain-containing protein 12, chloroplastic. The transcript has 8 exons. The record is from RefSeq and is a predicted model, not a curated record. Gene Ontology annotation, molecular function: peptidyl-prolyl cis-trans isomerase activity. The coding region runs from base 36 to 920 and encodes 294 amino acids. NCBI's taxonomy places the organism in Eukaryota, Viridiplantae, Streptophyta, Magnoliopsida, Fabales, Fabaceae.